AUGAAGGCUCGCCCACAGAGCUCUGUGAACAAUAUAUUUCAGUUGUUGCAGAAUAGAGGAGCUGGCUCUAUUAAUGCUAAGUACCGAGUCUAUCCUGAUGUGAGAAGGUACAGCGUAAGGGGCGGUGGCUGUACGUUUUCGGAGAGCUGGACAGGUAGCUGGUUCCAGUCCGGCUAUCCUGGCCUCAUAGCUAUCAACAGCACACACAUACAGUCCAAGGGAGAAUGUGCCGAAACAGAUUCUAACGACAAGUUUCUUUUAUACGACAGGAGUGACGACUCAUACAGAUGUCUGGUGAUACACGAGAAGCACAAAUACGUUUUGCAGUACAAAGAGAGUCCAAACUGGCCCAAGGAUUCUCUGUCGUCUAUAUGCGAGCAGAUCAGCGGCGACGCGCCUCUGUUCUCUAUGUUCAGGAAGGAACCACGCCCUGUGCCACAGGAGUGUCCGUUUCAUCCAGCACCAUUUACCUUCACCUACAACAGAGGUACAGGUGACUGCGCGAAUCCUCCUUCACGAGCGGAAGCGUGCACGGACAACUCUCGACUGCUGCUGCGGUACAUGGCAUGUCCAGAUGUGCCAGGCACAGAGAGCAAUGUGGAAGAGUUAGUUUGUCUCGCGACCUGGAAGGAGGGUUCCACUAGGUAUCUAGUCGGACAAAUAUCUCAGGUGCAAAAGCGAAACUAUAUAGCGUCCGAUGAAGAAACAUUCAGAUGCUUCAUCUACAAAGGUCAACAUAGUGACAAGAGUAUGACGUAUAAUAUCGCCCAGUCCGGGGACGCGACGUGUAAUGGCGUAUCGUCGCCUACGGACGGCAGUCGCAUUAUGAAACUCACCAACAGCGACGAUGAACACAACCGAUGUCAUUUCCCAUCGUGGAUCCUCGAGCACCACAAGUGGUUCAGCUUGGAUCAUUCGCAUCAAUACCAUUUCACCACAAAGAACGCCACGCUCAAGAUCAUGAACGCUGAUGGCACUUAUGAGGAAAAGAGAUUAGUAUGUCACUCCAUUCUAGAACAGAAAGAGAAGAAACACAUCAAGUUAGUUGCUCACGUAACGAGCGGAUGCGAGUCCGGGCACGUGUGCCUGACGUUCUACCGGCGCGGGGGCGGCGUGCUGGAGCUGCAGCACGGGCCCGGCCUCUGGGACAGCGCCGAGGACGCCUGCUCCCCGCCCGCCGCCAGCCCGCCGUACCUCACGCUCAUAUCGACUAACCUAGUGCCGAUGCGGUGUCCGAUAUUAGGUCGAUAUAACGUCAUCAACUCUGGGAAUGAUCGCCGCCGGAGAAGACAACAGGCAACAAUAGGCAAUGAAGCUCCAACGGAGUGUGUGGCGGGAGCGUACGAAACCGUGAGCUUCGGCUGCGGAAACACGCAGGACACGAUAGAGUUCUCAUCUCACUGCGCCACUACUGUGUACACAUGUUACGGCAGCUGGAGCAGCGGCGGCAGCGGCUACCUGAUAGCGGCCCCGGUGGCGCGCGCCUCCACGCACCCGCGCACGCUCUGCUUCAUAUACCACACGGGACACGCCAACGAGACAUUAGGGUCGGGCCGCAUGUGGCUGAGCGCGGUGGGCACGUCCUGCGACCGCGCGGUCACGCCCGCCACCGCGCGCGACCACACAUACAACCUCACCAUCAACGAACGUCUUUUGGCUGAUAAGAAGAACGAGCAAGAAACUCGCAGCUCCAUAGGAGUAAUGGCAUUCACAAAAACCAUGUACAUGCGAGCAGAGCAGCAAGUACAACAGCGGUGCGUGUCGUGCUACCGCUACAGUAGUUUUGCUCGCGACGUUACUCGCCGUCAGAUGAUGUCGCGUCAUAACGUGUUCGGUUAUGGUUUGCAUUUAGAUAGUACGGUCACGAUCAUGGGUUGA
Molecule: messenger RNA, 1878 nt
Organism: Diatraea saccharalis (sugarcane borer)
Lineage: Eukaryota; Metazoa; Arthropoda; Insecta; Lepidoptera; Crambidae
Source: the annotation of a GenBank genome assembly